UGAAACCUAGAAUUGGUAUAAAACGAAAGAAUAAUGACAGCAACUUCAGUGAACUAGAAGCGUUUAAGCGCAUUACACCCCUUAAUUUUUGGGGAACCGACAUCCAAGAUGAAGUGUUGGGCUCUUCUGGUGGCCCUUGCAUGUAUAUUCAUAGCACCAUCUCAUAGUGGCCCAGUUAGUCUCACCAGGGUCAAAAGAGGUUUUCAUCAUGAACCAGAAGGGUACUGGAGUACUAAACUCACAUGGAAAACAAAGUGGGUUAAAAUCUGGAAAACUGAGAAGAAGUUGAUCUGGAAACCUGACUGGAAAAAGAUCCAGGUUCCUGUAUGGAUCGAGAAACAAAUUCCAAUCUGGAAAGAAAUCCAAGUACCUGACUGGAAGAUAGUCAAGAAACCAGUCUGGAAAGAAACCCAGGUACCUGCCUGGAAAGAAAUCAAAGUGCCAGACUGGAUAGAAAAAAAAGUACCAGCUUGGAAAGAAAUUCAAGUCCCUGACUGGGUUGAGGUGAAGGUACCUGACUGGAAAGAAAUUCAGGUUCCAGAUUGGAAAGAGAUUCAAGUACCUGACAAGAAACAAAUCUGGGUACCAGUAUGGAAAGAGAUCCAAGUACCAGCAUGGAAAGAAAUACAAGUUCCGGAUUGGAAGAAAAAUUACGUACCCGUUCUGGUGAAAGAAGGCAUCCCUGGUGAGCACUAUUUAGGCAAAGAUCCUCAUGGCGCUGAAUAUACUGCACACGACUUAUGGAAGAAGAAGCUCAUUUGGAAACCUGUUUGGAAGAAGAUUUGGAGAACUGAGAAAAAGCAAAUCUGGGUACCAGAGAAGAAACUCGAAUGGAAACCCGAAUGGAAACAAAUCUGGCGCACUGAAAAGAAACAAAUCUGGCGCACUGAGAAGCAACAAAUUUGGAGGACAGAGAAGAAACAAAUUUGGAGAACCGAAAAGAAAGAAAUUUGGAUUCCGAAAAAAGAACAGAUCUGGAGAACUGAAAAGAAACAGAUCUGGAUCCCGAAGAAAGAACAAAUCUGGGUAGAAGAAAAAGUACAAAUAUGGAGGACUGAAAAGAAAGAAGAAUGGAUUACCAAGAAGGUUCAAAUCUGGAAAGAUGAAUGGAAACAGAUAUCGGUUCCUGUUUGGAAAGAAAUCCAAAUUCCAGCGUGGAAACAAAUCUCUAAACCAGUGUGGGAGAAGGUGUGGGUCAAAGUAACCCACCACCAUGGCCAUGGAUGGGACUGAUUUUGAUUGGUCGUUUUGUAAAUUUUUUUCUGUAAAUAUUCCUUCCCUCUUCUCUCAAUUCUCUAAGUCUAAGUACAAAUGAGUCGAAUACAGGUUGCCAGUGAGCUGUAGUUGUAAUACAGUAAACUAUUGUAAGAUAUUGAUUGUUAUUAAAUAUUUAAGGAUGAGCAAUAAAAUCCGUAAAUUAA
Molecule: messenger RNA, 1421 nt
Organism: Harmonia axyridis
Lineage: Eukaryota; Metazoa; Arthropoda; Insecta; Coleoptera; Coccinellidae
Product: golgin subfamily A member 6-like protein 22
Exons: 2
Coding region: 109-1233 (374 amino acids)
Source: RefSeq, a predicted model, not a curated record